Molecule: messenger RNA, 1773 nt
Organism: Acanthamoeba castellanii str. Neff
Lineage: Eukaryota; Discosea; Longamoebia; Acanthamoebidae
Product: glycosyl hydrolases family 32 superfamily protein
Exons: 11
Coding region: 1-1773 (590 amino acids)
Biological process (GO): carbohydrate metabolic process
Molecular function (GO): hydrolase activity, hydrolyzing O-glycosyl compounds
Source: RefSeq, a predicted model, not a curated record
AUGAUGGCUACCCUCACUUCGUCGAAGGCGCGACGCAGUCCUGGCAUGGCCCUUCAUCUUGUCGUUACCCUCUUCUUGCUUGCCGCCGCCCCUGCAUUUCUUGCUGCCACUGGGCUCGGGGACGACCAGCUGCGUCCGCAGUUCCAUGUGAUGCCGGAGCGGUACUGGAUGAACGACCCCAACGGUCCGGUGUUCUUCAACGGCCUCCACCACCUCUUCUACCAGCACAACCCCGACAGCAUCGCCUGGACCAACAUGCACUGGGGCCAUGCGGUGUCGAAUGAACUGGUCUUCUGGGCGCACCUGCCCGUGGCGCUCUCUCCGGGACCCGAACCCUACGACUCUGGCGGCAUCUGGUCCGGCAGCGUCUCGAUCGAUCCAAUCACCCGCACUCCCACCAUCUUCUACACCGGGGUGAGUCCGCAGGUGCAGUGCGUGGCCUAUCCGGCAGAUAUGUCGGACCCAUUGCUCACCCACUGGAACAAGUCCACGUCCAAUCCGUUCCUCCACUCGCCUCCCGCGACCUUCCCGCAGGACAACUUCCGCGACCCCACCACGGCCUGGAAGAGCACCGACGGGUAUUGGUACCUACUGAUCGGCAGCGGCAACGAGAAGGGAGGCGCGGCGCUGCUCUAUCGCUCCAGGUCGGGCAGGUUCGUCGACGAUGCCGAGUACGCGGGGCACCCGAUGGCGCGCGCCCAGGACAUCAACAUCGACGGAAGCAUGUGGGAGUGCCCCGACUUCUAUCCUCUUAGCAGCGGCAUCAACGAAACCAAGUGGGUGCUCAAGGCGAGCUCGCAGGCGCUCGGACACGGCGACCACUACUACACGGGCGCGUACGACCAGAAGAAUCAGACGUUCAGCGCCGACGUGCACGGCAUCUACGACUACGGCAGCAAGUUCUACGCCUCCAAGUCGUUCCUCGAUAAUAAUCCCAUCCUUUCCGUGCCCCGGCAGAGCCUCCCUCGCACCCUGUCGCUCGACACCGACGGCACGCUUCUGAUCGCACCCAUCCCCGAACUCGCCGCCCUGAGGCUCCCGGACGACCACUUGCACGUCGAUGGUCUGAAAAUCAAGGCCGGCACCUCGUUCUCGCUCGGUUCGAUCGAAAUCGUACAGGCCGAGAUUCUCAUCCACUUCAGCUACGCCUACGUGUUCUUCGGACCGCAAUUCCCGGCGGGCUCGACCUUUGGCGUGCGCCUGCUGCAAUCGCCCGACAAGCGCGAGCAGACGGAGAUUGCCCUACAGGGCGUGCUGCCGAUGACCAAGGGCCUCGACUUGCCCGGCGGCGACUACCGGUCGCUGCAGGUCCAGAUCAACGACUACGCCUCGUGCGAGGCCGCCUGCAACCAAGAUCCGCUCUGUCACGCCUGGACUCUCAUCACCGGCACGCCUGGGCGGGACAAUUGCUGGCUCAAGGCGUCGAUUCCGGCGAGCAAGCCCAACCCGCAGACCGUCUCCGGGGCCAAGGGCCUCCUGCGCGCCAACCGCACCCUGUCGUCGCUCUACCCGAAGGCCGACAGCUUCCCCGAGUUCGGCCCGCUGCUGCCGCCCACCGGCCCCGACGGCUGGGCCAUGCGCAACCUCACGCUGCACAUCUUCGUGGACCACUCCAUCGUCGAGGUGUUCGUCAACCAGGGCAAGGAGCGACUCACGAGCCGCGUCUACCCUACGCUCCCCGACAGCCGCUUCGCCGAGCUCUUCGUCGACGGCCCCCACGACGUUUUCGUCACCUCCAUCGACGUCUGGCAGCUUCGCACCGUCUGGCUUUAA